Colletotrichum siamense is the source of this 1533-nucleotide messenger RNA. RefSeq lists its product as uncharacterized. NCBI's taxonomy places the organism in Eukaryota, Fungi, Ascomycota, Sordariomycetes, Glomerellales, Glomerellaceae. The transcript has 3 exons. The coding region runs from base 1 to 1533 and encodes 510 amino acids. Gene Ontology annotation, biological process: transmembrane transport. Gene Ontology annotation, molecular function: transmembrane transporter activity. The record is from RefSeq and is a predicted model, not a curated record.
AUGGCGCUUCUGAGGCAGACCUACAUAUACUAUCAGCUUCAAUCUUUAGAUCCCUCGCUCUCAUCGGCUGAGAUUGUGCGUCAGGCCACAUGGAUGCAGACGGCUCUGACGGCCAUGGUGGCGCUUGUCAGCUUGCCCACGAGCCGGGUCGCCGACUCUCCACGAGUUGGCCGCAAGGGCGUCCUGCUGAUGAGCAUGGCCGUCCUUGGCACGAGCACCCUCUGCUUUGGCUUCAUACGCAGCUUCGCGCAGGCUAUGGUUCUCCGCAUCAUCGAAGGCACGUUCAGCGGCGGGACGCUCGUUGUACGCACCAUGAUCCCAGAGAUCGUGCCUGGCAAGCGACAUCGCGUCAAGGCAUUUCUUCUGCUGCCUCUGGCCUUUAACAUUGGCGCCCUAGCCGGCCCUCCGCUUGCCGGGCUCUUGGUCGCGUAUGCCCAAAGCCAUGCCGCGACUAACGACUUCUUGGGUCGUUGGACGUAUGCACCGCCCAUGCUGAUGGCGAGUGGGAUAAUCUACGGAGCCUUUUUGGCAGUCUUCUUCUUGUUGGAAGAGACAUUGCCUGCCCUUAGAGACCAACCUGACAUCGGGAUCCGCAUCAAGAAGGCUGUAAUGAGGCUUUGGCGGCGCUACAGGUCUCGUGGAGAAUUCAAGUUUGGCUACGAGCCCGCUAACACGCGGGACUCAGAGGAUACUCAGGACUCAGAUCCUCUUUUGUCGCCACAGGCCGAUGACGAGGCUCAACGUAGCAAACGCGAGCCCAUGCCUGCCCCCGCGGGUAGCAAGUUGCCUCUAAGAAAAGCUCUUACGGCCAACGUUCUUCUCGCGACCAGUUGCCAGGCGAUGCUUGACGGCCUCACCGCUGGUUACAACACCCUUUGGCCUUUGUUUCUCAGUGAUCCCCCCGCGUCCGCCGUCGUGAAGGGAGAAGAGAACUCCUCGUCCCCGCUGCGGUUCUCCGGCGGCGCCGGUCUCCAGCCUUACCAGAUCGCCCUGACCCUUACAAUCCUGGCUGUCACCGCGCUUCCACUGCAGAUUUGGGUAUACCCGCGUGUCAGCUACAAACUGAAGCCGAUCGGCACCCUGCGGUGCUUCCUGUGGUGCCCGGCUCUAGCCUUUGCUCUCUCUCCUCUCAUCGCCGUCACCGUCAAGUUUCCUAUUCUCAUGUGGCUUGUCAUCGCCGUUGUCCAGCUGCUCAUGGUCUUGACUUCGGCCAUGGUGGUGCCUUCAGCGACCUUGAUGACCAACAAUUCUGCCCCAAGCCCGGCUGCCCUGGCCGCAACCCACGGCUUGGCCAUGACCCUGUCUGCAGUGGCGCGAACGAUAGGCCCAUUCGCAGUCGGUUACGUCUACGCAGCCAGCCAGGCCAGUCGCAACGGGGGUCUCGCGUGGUGGCUGAUGGCCGGCACGGCCACCUGUAUCGCUGUCAUAAGCUGGUUUGUCAAGGAUGGGACCGAGGAGGACACUACUGCUACGCCGGUGCAGGUCGUCGCGCAUGUAGUAAGCACGAAGCCCGUCGGUAAAGCGAUGGGUUGA